Molecule: messenger RNA, 399 nt
Organism: Aspergillus steynii IBT 23096
Lineage: Eukaryota; Fungi; Ascomycota; Eurotiomycetes; Eurotiales; Aspergillaceae
Exons: 2
Coding region: 1-399 (132 amino acids)
Source: RefSeq, a predicted model, not a curated record
AUGGGCAACAUCUGCUCGCGAUCCAAAAACGAGCCCGAACCGUUCUCCCGUCCCGGCCGCGUCCUCGGUGCCAACCAGCCCCCAGCCGGCGCUGCAGGUACACCUCAAGGGAAGAAACCCGCCGGCCCGCGCGCCCCGCUCCCCGCAAACUCCAAGUCCCAUUUCGGCUCGCCGGGGAGGACCUUAGGGGAGGGCGGCGAGAACUCCGAUGCCCGCACCAAUGCGGCGUUGGCGGCGCAGAAACGCGCAGAGUCGACCACGACGGGUAAAGGCAAACUAGGGUCCAAAUUGGCGGCGCAGAAGGCGCAGACACAAUCGCAGACCUUGAACGAGGCUAGUCGCGACGAGAGGGCCGCAAGGGAUGCCGACGAUGCGGCGAAUACGAGGAGGUGGGAGUAA